AUGGACAGCAGAUACACAAGGUGGGUCCAUCAUGGGGAAGAGUUGACUGAUGAUGAAGGUCAUAAUUUUGAGGAUGCUGGAUAUCAAUCAGAUGAUGAUGGAUACGAUCAAGGAAAUCGUGAUGAUGUUUCAAAUUUGUUAGAUGACCUGUACAGAUCUGGAAGGCAAGCUGAUGGUCAGCCUAACCUAUUUGCAAAUCUGAUGGAAGAAGCAAAGAAAGAGCUUUAUGAUGGAUGCACAAACUUCACUCGGUUGUCAUUCAUUAUCAAGCUUCUCCAUGUGAAGUCCUACAACCGGGUAACAAAUGCAGCAUUUGAUGGGUUCCUUAAGCUGUUCAAUCUGGCAUGUCCUAAUGGAAAUUUGGUGCCAAAAUCAUACAGUGAAGCUAAGAGUGUGCUUCGUGAUGUUGGACUGGAUUAUGAGAUAAUCCAUGUUUGCAAGUAUGAGUGUGAAUUAUUUUGGGGGGAAUAUGCAAAUCACGAUCAUUGUCCAACUUGUGGGACAUCAAGAUGGAAAGACACGCAUGGUAAGAAGAAAGUUCCUCAGAAGGUGCUCCGAUACUUUCCUAUUAUUCCAAGGCUUCAAAGGUUCUUCGCGUCAAAGUUUCUUGCAGAAAUGGCUAUGUGGCAUAAGGUGAAGAGGGUUGUUGAUAAAGAUGUUAUGAGGCAUCCGGCCGACGGUGAAGCUUGGAAAGGAUUUGACAGUGAGUAUGGUUGGUUUGCUAGAGAUCCACGCAACUUGAAGCUAGGUAUUGCCACAGAUGGGUUCAACCCUUUUGGAAUGGGUAGUUCAUACAGGAUGUGGCCUGUUUUUGUGAUUCCAUACAAUUUCCCUCCUUGGAUGUGUAUGGACCAAUCCAAUUUCAUGAUGGCUUUGCUUAUUCCUGGAAGAAAAUCACCUGGAAAAGAUUUUCAUGUUUACAUGAAGCCACUGAUGGCAGAUAUGAAGAAGCUUUGGGAAGGUGUAGACACGUUUGAUGCGUUGACAGGAAAAAGAUUUCCUCUCCAUGCUGCAAUUCUUUGGUCCAUCCAUCACUAUCCAGGACUUGCCACUAUAUCAGGGCGUAGCACAAAAGGGUUUUAUGCUUGUGUGCAUUGCGAUGAGAACCCUUGCUCGCAGUCAUUGAGAAACAAAAUUGGAUAUGUUGGGCAUCGAAGGUUCCUUCCCACUAACCAUCAUUUUAGGACAAGCAAACUUUUCAAUGGGAAGGCUGAGAGAAGAGGGCCACCUAGGAAAUUCACAAUUGAAGAAGUGAUGGAGAAGUUAGGGAAAGUUGAAGACUACAAACCUGGGAAGCAUCCAGAUUUUAAGAAGCGAAAACGCGCAGAGAAAGGUACACCAAACUGGAGUCAAAAAGUGAGCUUUUAUGACCUGCCAUAUUGGUCAAAACUCAAGUUACCACACAACCUUGAUGUAAUGCACAUUGAGAAGAAUAUAUGUGAUAAUAUCCUUGGUACCCUUCUUGAGAUUGAUAAAAAAUCGAAGGAUACCACAAAUGCUAGGAAAGAUUUGGAAGAUUUGCGAAUAAGGAAAAAGUUGCACAUGAGAACAGAUGGAAAGGGAGGAUUUGAGAAGCCACCUGCUUGCUACACGCUGAGUAAGGAAAAUAAGAAGAAGUUGUGUCAGUUUUUGGUCAAUGUGAAAUUUCCAGAUGGGUAUGCUGCUAACCUAGCAAGAUGUGUGGAUCUUGAUGCAUGUAAAGUACAUGAUUUAAAGACCCAUGACUGCCAUAUACUGCUGCAGCGUGUCCUACCAGCUGGGCUUAGAGGGCUUGUGAGACAAGACAUCUAUGAAGCUAUUACUGAACUGGGGAAUUUUUUUAAACAGUUGUGCUCCAAAACUCUUAGGCUUGAUGUAUUGCAUCGAUUGAAAGAUAAAAUUCCACUCAUCCUUUGCAAGCUUGAGAAGAUUUUUCCCCCUGCUUUCUUUGAUGUUAUGGUUCAUCUAGCAGUUCACCUACCCGACGAGGCAAUUCAAAGGGGCCCUGUCCAUUAUGGCUGGAUGUACCCGGUGGAGCGUAGACUUGGUUACCUAAAGGGAACGGUGAGAAACAAAGCAAGACUGGAAGGGUCAAUUGCAGAGACCUACGUCGUGGACGAAUGCAUGAUCUAUUGCUCCAGAUUUUUGAAUGAUGAUGUAGAAACAAGAUUUAACAAAGAUGAAAGGAACAGGGAUGGGAAGAGAGUUGUUGAUCCUGCUGAAUUACCAGUUUUUUCAGUUGCUGCAAAAGCCUUUGGGGCUUGCAGACUCAAAUAUUUUGAAAAGGAAUAUGAAAAAAUGGUAUGUGUUUGCCGAGAAGAACUACUAGGCAGGGGUGUCAAUAACAUUGACGAGACGGUUGAGAAGGAGUUCCUCGCUGGUUUCGGAAGCAUGUAUGGAGAUCCGGAGGUUUCUGAUGAUUUACACUCACUUGCGUUUGGACUAGACAAGCGUGUGCUUGUCCACUCUGCCUGCAAUGUCAAUGGUGUGAGGUUCCAUACUGUGGAUCGUGAGAAAAACAGAAGAACUCAAAAUUCUGGCAUCCUAACCAUUGCACCGGAUCAUAAUGGUGUAGAGAAGGAGUACUACGGUGUGCUAAAGCAGGUUCUUGAGUUGCAGUACCUGAAAAACAAGCAUGGCGAUAGAUCGGUAUUUCUGUUCCGGUGUGAUUGGUUUGAUCUUGAUACAAAGAAAAAUGGCUUGAGAGAUGAUGGCUAUUUUAAAAGUGUUAAUACCUCUGCAUCUGCACUGAAGUACAAGAAUGACCCAUUCAUUUUGGCAAGCCAAGCAAAAACAGUGUUUUACAUGGAUGACACUAGGUUUGGUAAAAGUUGGAAAGUGUUGCAGACGUACACACUUAGACAUGUCUAUGAUGUUCUCGAAAGCGAAAAUGGCGAAGAUAUUGAUCAAGGGAACCAAGAUGCAUAUCAGGAAGACAACUCCUCAUCAAAUUUUAUUGUGCAGGAUGUCGAAGGAGAAGUAAAUGACGAACAACGAUCUGAUCCUGAUGAUGAAGCUGCAAGUGAUGCUGAUGGUCAAACAAUGGAUGAUGUAGGGGCUACUGAGCAUGAAGAAAUCAGCAGCAGUGAUGAUGAUGAAGCUGCUGGUGAUGGUGAGGAAGCAAACAAUUCAGAGCAUGAAAGUGAUGAUGACUAG
Molecule: messenger RNA, 3135 nt
Organism: Brachypodium distachyon (stiff brome)
Lineage: Eukaryota; Viridiplantae; Streptophyta; Magnoliopsida; Poales; Poaceae
Exons: 3
Coding region: 1-3135 (1044 amino acids)
Source: RefSeq, a predicted model, not a curated record